ACAAUACUUUAUCACAGCCUGGUGAUCGUGGAGGGUUUCAAAGAUCUCUGGAAGGUUCUUUAUUUGGAAUGAGAUCUACCGAACAUUCGAAUCCAACUUCAUCAAUAGAAUUUAAUACUUUAAGAAAGGCUCAAGCUGAAACUCGGAAAAGUGAUUUGGUGGUCAAAAUUGCUGGACCUAUUGAAUUCCUUCCUAGUGAUUAUCAAUGGCAAGACAUUAAAAUCAAAAUUCCGAUUACUGUUGGCAAAAUAAUUAAAUUAGAUUCAAAUAAAAAAAUUGCUACUAUUGCAGAUUAUACAGUAUCACAUGCUACAUCAGUCCUUACUUAUAGACAUAAUGAAGGAGUAGACUCGAAUAGUGGCAAUCAGACCAAUGCUAGUCACACUGGUGGUUCUGAUAAAAAUGAUUUGACGGUCAAUAAAGAAGGCUCAGAAUUAACGUCGAUGUCGAAUGAUCCGGAAAACGAUAGCCUUAUGGCAUCUAAUAUGGAAGAUCCCGAAGAUAUUUCAUGGAUGUUGGAUGAUUUGGAAGAA
Messenger RNA from Racocetra fulgida, 533 nucleotides. The record is from the annotation of a GenBank genome assembly. Lineage: Eukaryota; Fungi; Glomeromycota; Glomeromycetes; Diversisporales; Gigasporaceae.